Messenger RNA from Hippopotamus amphibius kiboko, 923 nucleotides. Its product is annotated as transforming protein RhoA-like. Gene Ontology annotation, cellular component: cleavage furrow; dendritic spine. Gene Ontology annotation, biological process: stress fiber assembly; small GTPase-mediated signal transduction; cell migration. Gene Ontology annotation, molecular function: GTP binding; GTPase activity. The coding region runs from base 222 to 803 and encodes 193 amino acids. The transcript has a single exon. The record is from RefSeq and is a predicted model, not a curated record. NCBI's taxonomy places the organism in Eukaryota, Metazoa, Chordata, Mammalia, Artiodactyla, Hippopotamidae.
GCUCCCCGCCCGUGGCUCUCCGUCGGUUCUCUCGUUAGUCUGCCGCGGCCUCCUCAGCCACCCGCCGUAGCCUUCGAGUUUGCGACUCGCGGAUAGGCGUCCUCGGCACGGAGAAGCCGGACUCGGAGUCGUCGCCUGAGUGCCUUUCAUCUGAGAAGUUCAGGGCACUUUGUGGAACUUCUGCCACACAGGCCGUGGGUCUUGCAGCACAUUUGUAAGCAAUGGCUGCCAUCCGGAAGAAACUGGUGAUUGUUGGAGAUGGAGCCUGUGGCAAGACUUGCUUGCUCAUUGUAUUUAGCAAGGACCAGUUCCCAGAGGUGUAUGUACCUACAGUGUUUGAGAACUAUGUGGCGGAUAUUGAAGUGGACGGAAAGCAGGUAGAGGUGGCUUUGUGGGACACAGCUGGGCAGGAAGAUUAUGAUCGCUUGAGGCCUCUCUCCUACCCGGAUACUGAUGUUAUACUGAUGUGUUUCUCCACUGACAGCCCUGAUAGUUUAGAAAACAUCCCAGAAAAAUGGACUCCGGAAGUCAAGCAUUUCUGUCCCAAUGUGCCCAUCAUCCUGGUUGGGAACAAGAAGGAUCUUCGAAAUGCUGAGCACACAAGGCGGGAGCUAGCCAAGAUGAAGCAGGAGCCAGUAAACCCGGAAGAAGGCAGAGGUAUGGCAAAUAGGAUUGGUGCUUUGGGGCACAUGGAGUGUUCAGCAAAGACCAAAGAUGGAGUGAGGGAGGUUUUUGAAAUGGCCACGAGAGCUGCUCUGCAAGCCAGACGUGGGAAGAAAAAAUCUGGGUGCCUUGUCUUGUGAAACCUUGCUGCAAGCACAGCCCUCAUGCGAUUAAUUUCGAAGUGCUGUUUAUUAAUCUUAGUGUAUGAUUACUGGCCUUUUGCAUUUAUCUAUAAUUUACCUAAGAUUACAAAUCAGAAG